AUGAAUAUUUUGAAAUUAAGCGUCGCUUUACUUUUAGUAGGCUUUAUCUUUGCUGCUUAAGGUAAUGAUGUUGUUUGUACAGGAUCUGGUACUUCAUGUUCUGAUAAAUGUCCUCAAUUGCCAGGUAAUUUAAGUUGGGUAACAGGUUCAAAUAAUAACAAAUGUGCUGUCAACAACUGUCCUAAUGCUGCUGAUGCUGCUAAACUUACUGGAAUUGUAGAUCUCUACUGCUAAUCUUGUCCUGGUACUCCAAAUGGAUCAGUCUCAGCAAUAUUUUCAAAUGGUGCUAAUACAGCUUGUGUUGCUUCUUCUGCUACUUGCCAUUCAUCAAGACCAGCUAAUUCUUGGACUGAUGCUGACUGCCUUGCUUGUGUUGGUCCUAAAUUUUCUGUUGCAAGCUCUGACAAAUAAUCAUGUACAGCUAAUGCUAAUAUUUUAAUUAUUUCUGUAUUAAUGGCAAUAUCAUUAAUUUUUUGA
This is a messenger RNA of Tetrahymena thermophila SB210, 477 nucleotides long. Its product is annotated as cell surface immobilization antigen. The record is from RefSeq and is a predicted model, not a curated record. Lineage: Eukaryota; Ciliophora; Oligohymenophorea; Hymenostomatida; Tetrahymenidae. The transcript has a single exon.